Messenger RNA from Epithele typhae, 2493 nucleotides. Its product is annotated as P-loop containing nucleoside triphosphate hydrolase protein. Gene Ontology annotation, cellular component: cytoplasm; microtubule; membrane. NCBI's taxonomy places the organism in Eukaryota, Fungi, Basidiomycota, Agaricomycetes, Polyporales, Epitheliaceae. Bases 1 to 2493 code for a protein of 830 amino acids. The transcript is spliced from 11 exons. Gene Ontology annotation, molecular function: GTPase activity; GTP binding; microtubule binding. The record is from RefSeq and is a predicted model, not a curated record.
AUGAAGCCUACCACGCCACAGGCACAAACUCUUCUCAAUUCCGACUAUGGGAAGAGCUCCAAGCAGCUCAUCGACAUCGUCGGCCAGCUUCGCGCUCUCGGCGCCCACCUCGACAACAUUGAGCUCCCCCGUGUCGUGGUCAUCGGCAACCAGAGCGCGGGCAAGUCUAGUCUUGUCGAGGCCAUCUCUGGCAUAAGUGUCCCGCGCGACGCGGGCACGUGCACGCGCUGCCCGAUGGAGUGCCGCCUCUCGCACUCUACCGGCUCAUGGACGUGCCAGAUCAAAAUCCGCACAGAGUACGCAGCGGACGGGUGUUCACGUCUCGACGAGGUCACAGAGCUCCCUUUCGGUCCGUGUCUGACGGACAAGAAUGAGGUCGAGCCAAUGCUGCGUCGCGCGCAAGCCGCUAUCCUCAACCCGCACAUGCCAGCCGCAAGCUUCGUGAAUAUGGACAACGCCGACAUAGGUGGCGCGUCUGUGGGCGGCAAGAAGCCACUUGCGUUCUCCAGGAACAUCGUGUGCGUGGAGCUCUCGGGGCCGGAGCUCGCGGACUUAUCCUUCGUGGAUCUCCCAGGUAUUGUACAGAACGCUGAAAAGGAAUUGGUGACGCUUGUCGAAGACCUCGUCAAGUCGUACAUUAGCGGCAACAGUCUCAUUCUCGUCACUCUGCCCAUGAGCGACGACAUCGAAAACCAGAAGGCUGCGCGUUUGGCUAAGGAGGCAGACCCAAGCGGCGAGCGCACAAUAGGCGUCAUGACCAAGCCCGACACGCUCUCCGCGGGCUCUACGAAGGCGCGCGACCUGUGGCUCGAGGUACUUGAAGGUCGCCGCCACCCUCUGCGGCACGGCUACUACUGCACGCGUCAACCGGACGACGACGAGCGCGCGCGGGGCGUGUCUGGGAUAGCAGCGCGCGACGCCGAGCUCGCGUUCUUCCGGAGCACACCGCCGUGGGCCACGUCCAGCCACCAGCGUCGGUUUGGGACGACCCACCUCGUGCAGAACGUUAGCAAGCUUUUGACGCAGAUCAUCCGGAAGGCCCUUCCCACUAUCAGAGAGCAGGUGGCGCUGAACCUCGCGGGCUGUACCUCGCACCUUGACCGGCUGCCUGAGCCCAUCACGGACGAUCCUGCAUCGUUUGUGUACAAGAUCGUCACCGAUUUUUGCAUCGAGCUCAACGAGAUGGUGCGGGGUUCUCCGGAGAACGCGGAGCUGGUGCAAGCGUCGCGCCGUGCAUUCUGCGAAUUCAAGGCUGCGAUUCACGACUCCGCGCCUCCAUUCGUUCCAUACGAGAACGCGCACAAAAUCCCGGGCAAACUCGUGAUCGCGAAUUCGGUCGCCGCGAGGGCAGUGAUGUACCUGGAGGACGUGCGUGCACACCUUGCAGCUUCGAUCACGCGCGAGCUUCCCGGGAACGUCCCAUAUGCUGCAAAGCUCAGGCUCCUCGAGAGGUUCCAGGAGACCUGGGAUGAUAGCACUCUUCGGUGCUUCCGCGCCGUCGAACAGGAGUUCAGCAAAUUUAUUGUCCUUCUCGUCCACUCUCAUUUCGAGCGCUACCCGAGUCUCGCGUCCAUCAUCAAACCGGUCAUGGUUGACCUCGCACACGGCUGCGCCGCGGACACGAUCGCGCAGCUCCGGUUCCUGCUCAGGCUCGAAACGACGCCAUUUACCCAGAACGAUCACUACUUCAACGCCUACCGUGACAAGUGGCUCGCCAAGUUCAAGGACGCGCGCGCAGGCGACUGGACUAUCCUCGACCUCGAGCCCUGCCUCACCAUCAAGCGCUCCCCCGUGCCAUCUGUCGUAGUGGAGGCCUCCGAUUCAACACCCGCGAUGCCCACGAGCCCGCACCAGAAGCGUGGGCAGGCAACCCAGGUCCAGACGGAGCCGAAGCGGCGCAAGGCAAGGACGACUACACGCACGCCAGCAACGCCAGCAGCCCCCGCGGAUGACCCGCCCCCAAGCACGCCGCAGUCGGUCUUUGGAAAACGUGCGCCGACGAAUGUUCUUGCGACGCCGACAGCGGUCUCGCCGCCAAAUCUGGCGUCCACGUUCUUCAAGCCGGCGGCGGCGAAGCUCAGCCAGGAGGAGCACGACGCGCUUGUGCCAGAGGCGCUCGCGACACUCGCGCGGCUCGGGUACACGGGCUUGACGGAAGAGGACCUCGGGCGGCUGAGGCAGGCGGACGAGUAUGAGGACGAACUCGCGGUGAUGGCGGAGGUCCGCGCAUACUUCCAGGUCGCGUACAAGCGGGUGAUUGACUACAUCCCGAUGGCGAUCGACCACCAGUUCCUGUUCAAGGUCGCGGAGGCCGCGCGGACGCGGCUGCCGGCGCGGCUGGGGAUCGUGGGGACGCCAAACGCGACGGAGAAGUGCGCGGCGUACAUCGAGGAGGAUGCGGGGAUCGUGGCGUUGCGAGACGAGCUGACCGCGAAGAAGAAGCGGCUUGAGGCGGUGAACGGGAAGCUGCAGGAGUUCGGGAUGCCUGUGUAG